Molecule: messenger RNA, 1304 nt
Organism: Fundulus heteroclitus (mummichog)
Lineage: Eukaryota; Metazoa; Chordata; Actinopteri; Cyprinodontiformes; Fundulidae
Product: complement factor H-like
Exons: 8
Coding region: 41-1072 (343 amino acids)
Source: RefSeq, a predicted model, not a curated record
AGUAAACUUCUCCUCAGAAAACAUCACUACAACACAAGCAAUGAAACCUCUAUGGUUUAUCUUCCUGUUUCUCCAGGUUUUUGUAAACUUGGAGUUUUCCUGGUCACAGGCCGUGAACACCUGUGAAAUUGGUGUAGUACUGCAUCCUCAUCUGUACAUAGCUGGAAUACCGUUGAAUGGUGAAGCCAUCACAGCUGGACACAAGUUGCAUUUUGUUUGUAGAGCUGAUCAUGAACUGGAUGGCGCAACACAAAUUGAAUGUUUAAAAACUGGGCAAUGGAGCGCCCCCUUUCCAACCUGCUCUGCAAUAGGAUGUACCGUCCCUCAGAUUGAACACGGCAGUGUCCCUACUGGCCCUCGAGAGUACAAAGAAAAUGAAGUCUUAAAUUUUAGCUGUGAUGCUACUUAUAAACGGGCUGAUGACAGACCUCCAAGAUGCACAAUAUUUGCAGGAAAAGCAGAUUGGAACCCCACACCUGCUUGUAGACAAAUAACAUGUGAGCUGAUUCUGCCACCACCCACUGGGACAACAUAUGACCCUCCAAACAAAAAUGUGUUUUUACCCGGAGAAAUGCUGAGAGUCUUAUGUGGGGAGAAACACUGGAUUCUGGACGCUCAAACAAGGGAGUCCAAUGUUACUUGCAAUUACAAUGGAGUCUGGAACGCGCGUACUGAAUGCCAAGAGGUUAAAUGCCCGGCAUACAUUGAAGAAGACAAUUUGUAUUACAGAGUUAACGCUUGGGGAAGAAAUAAAUUAGGUGACAGAGUAACAUAUGACUGUAGCUGGGGCUACCAGACUGCAACUGCAGAUAAGACAGCGACAUGUACCAGAGAAGGCUGGACACCAAAACCACUUUGCAGAGCGAAACAGUGUCAAAGACCUGAGAUUGUAAAUAGCAGAAUUACAGUUAAUGAUAAAAGAAAGUAUGGCAACGGUGAACAACUCACAUACGAGUGUUUGGAAGGGAAUCCAAAUUCUGUUACCAUCACCUGUGAGCGAGGUGCCUGGGAGGGGAUACGGCCAUGUCCAGCUCCUAUAGUUUGUUCAGCACCACCACCUCUUGAAGAAUGAGACACCAAAUCAUAUAUUAGCUCAGAUUCUGUGUUUCAACAUGGUAACAAAGUUGAAUACAUCUGUCAGCAAAUGUAUACUAUGAAUGGGGAACCAUCUAAAACCUGCAACAAUGGAGUAUGGAUAGGAGACAUGAGAUGCCUCAAACCCUGCACUGUGAACGAGCAGUUAAUGAACACACAUAAUAUUUGGUUUGCCCAUGGUUAUAGUGAUAAGCUAUAUGUGCCACAUA